UUUUUCACAAAUAAAAUGAAAUAAGAGAUUCAAUUUAACGCUAUUGCGUUUAUUUUGAUGUUUCGUUACGAAAGAUAUUGGAUUUUUCCAAUCUAUUGUCUUAUAUUUGCGGUGUGACGAAAGUAAUUGCAAAUAUGGUUAAGUGUGAUCAACAUGAUUCAGUUGUAAUUUUACACUUUUUGUAGAUUAAUUUUAUGCGAGGACAAAAAUCCACAUAGAGAAAUGCCGCAGAACGAGUACAUUGAGAGGCACCGUAAGCUCUACGGUCGCCGUUUGGAUUAUGAAGAAAGAAAGAGGAAAAGGGAAGCACGUGCGCCUCAUAAACUGUCGGAGAAGGCUCGUACUCUACGUGGUCUAAAAGCCAAAAUCUUCAACAAGCAACGGCGCAAUGAAAAAAUUCAGAUGAAGAAAAAGAUUAAAGCUCACGAAGAGAAAAAAGUCAAAGAAAAGUCUGACAAGCUACCAGAGGGAGCAUUGCCUGUAUAUCUGCUGGAUCGUGAUGUUACCAAUCGUGCGAAAGUACUAUCUAAUAUGAUAAAACAAAAACGCAAAGAGAAAGCUGGUAAAUGGGACGUUCCGAUACCUAAAGUUAAAGCACAGUCGGAAUCUGAAGUUUUUAAAGUACUAAGAACUGGGAAGACAAAGCGAAAGUCAUGGAAGAGGAUGGUAACCAAAGUAACUUUUGUUGGAGAGAACUUCACGAGGAAACCGCCAAAAUUCGAAAGAUUUAUCAGACCAAUGGCGCUGAGAUUCAAAACUGCACACGUUACACAUCCCGAGUUGAAAGCAACAUUCUCUCUGCCGAUUAUUGGCGUGAAGAAAAAUCCGAGCUCUCCAAUGUACACAAGUUUAGGCGUUAUCACUAAGGGAACUAUUAUAGAAGUUAAUAUCUCAGAAUUAGGUCUUGUUACACAAUCGGGCAAAGUUGUAUGGGGUAAAUUCGCACAAGUUACAAAUAAUCCUGAGAAUGAUGGAUGCAUUAAUGCGGUUCUGCUUGUAUAGAUCAACACAAUUGUUAUUCUUAAAGUUUUCUAAGAGAUUGCUGUACAUAGCGUAUGUAACUGUAUUUGAUUAAUAGGAGAAACUGCAUUCAUGCAACAAAGGAGAAAAUUUGAUAUGUUUGAGAUCUCAACGUUAUUUAUUACGGUAAUAUUUCCGUUUUUGCUGAAUAGGUUGAUUUGUUAUGUCUUGUACUGCGUUUUGAAUAAUUGGUUCCAAAAGGAAAUACAUAAGUCUUAAAAUGUA
Linepithema humile (Argentine ant) is the source of this 1245-nucleotide messenger RNA. RefSeq names its product NSA2 ribosome biogenesis factor-like IP259 (gene Ip259). Lineage: Eukaryota; Metazoa; Arthropoda; Insecta; Hymenoptera; Formicidae. Gene Ontology annotation, cellular component: nucleolus; preribosome, large subunit precursor. The record is from RefSeq and is a predicted model, not a curated record. Gene Ontology annotation, biological process: maturation of 5.8S rRNA; maturation of LSU-rRNA.